Rhineura floridana is the source of this 924-nucleotide messenger RNA. RefSeq names its product olfactory receptor 8S1-like. The transcript has a single exon. Gene Ontology annotation, molecular function: olfactory receptor activity; G protein-coupled receptor activity. Gene Ontology annotation, cellular component: membrane. The record is from RefSeq and is a predicted model, not a curated record. Gene Ontology annotation, biological process: G protein-coupled receptor signaling pathway. NCBI's taxonomy places the organism in Eukaryota, Metazoa, Chordata, Lepidosauria, Squamata, Rhineuridae. Bases 1 to 924 code for a protein of 307 amino acids.
AUGCAAAAUCAGACCAUAAUAAGAGAAUUUAUACUCCUGGGACUUUCAAGUGAUCCACAAGUACAGAUUUUUCUCUUCUUUGUAUUUCUCAUAAUAUAUGCCACCACAUUAUUAGGAAACUCUGUGAUCAUAUUGCUAAUCAGAACUGAGCCUGGCCUUCAAACUCCCAUGUUCUUCUUUCUCAGCCAUCUAGCCUUCGCUGACAUUUGCUACUCAUCUGUCACUGUCCCAAAGAUGCUGGAAAACUUUGUAGCAAAACAGAAAACCAUUUCUGUGGUGGGAUGCUUUGCACAGAUCUUUUUCUUUCUCCAUUUUGGUUCUGCUGAAGUAUUUCUACUUUCAGUAAUGGCGUAUGAUCGAUAUGUCGCUAUAUUUAACCCACUACAUUAUUCAACUGUUAUGAAAAAACAAAUGUGCAGACACAUGGUGGGUGCAGCCUGGGUAAUGAGUGUCUUGGAUGCAGUGGUCAAUGCAGUGCCUUUAAAAGAUUUGACCUUUUGCAGAUCCAAUACCAUCGGCCAUUACACCUGUGACAUCCCUUCAGUUAUGAGACUGUCUUGCAAUGAACAUUUCACAAAUUACAUCUUGAUUCUUGCCUCUAGUAUUCUCUUUGGUUUAGCAACUUUCCUCCUUACCCUUGUCUCUUACAUUUAUAUCAUUUCAACCAUCCUGAAGAUUCACUCAGCUGAAGGGAGGAGCAAAGCCUUCUCUACUUGCAGCUCCCACCUCAUUGUGGUGUGCUUGUUUUAUCUUUCAGCUUUUAUCCGAUACAUGAAGCCAAAUUCUAAAUCUUUUAAACAUCUGGACAGUGUGGUAUCAAUCCAGUACAGUGUUAUAACCCCCAUGUUAAACCCCAUCAUAUACAGUUUAAAAAACAAGGAAAUAAAAAAUAUUAUUUGGAAAAAGUUUCAAAAAUCUGAAUAA